AGUGUUGCGACUACCAGCGACGCAAAUCGGAACAGCAGCGAGACGCAAGAUGGACGCAAACUUCUGACUUUCUGUUUCCUUUUCAGUUCGAUUCGGCUCCAGCGCACGCUCGGGUUCUCGCGGCAACCCUUUAACAGUCAGCGCGCACAGUUAUAUGAAUUCAAAUUUCAAUCAGAAUUCGAAUUCGGUUGAAAAACGGUCACUCAGGCGGAUUCGCUGGCGGUACUUCUUUUCCACAGCCCAGCCUUUGCUGUCUUCUCUUCCUGGUUGCAACACAGUUACACACACGGGAUUUUGAGUCAUAUAUAACACAGUUGAGUUCGCAAAACCAGUCGUCGAGUCUGAAAAUAAACGGAAUCGCUUUGACUAGGCAAUUCUAGACUAUUUGGUGUAAAAGACACAAUCUUUUUAUGCCUUUAAGUGGAAUGUCGUGAGCCACCGAGGAUGAGAAAUAUCUAAUAUAUCGAAUGAAAAGAAAAAACACGGGACCUAUGCCUCGUCUUCAUGGAGAAUGAGACUACUCAAGCAAAAAAAGGUCUUCUGGAGCCUGUGCUUCCAGGCUCAGUAACCUUUAAUAAGUGGAUUCUAGCACCACUUCGGAACAACUAUUUGUAUAAGGAGUCCAGGGAAUGUUUCACAUACAACUCUGCCUAUCUCAUCAACAACUCUGAUUUACAAAAACGGUAUGCUGCCUUUCAUGCUGAGAAGCAGGAAAAAGGAUAUUCUGAGCAGGAACUUGAAGAAUCAUUUGGAUUCCUGUUGUUUAAUGAUGAAAACAAGGCAAAGACAGUUGGGGAAACAGGCUUGUUGGUUGGUCAGGGAAAAUGCACUACUCUUGGAGAUUCCUUGAAAGGUGUCUAUGUCUCAAAAUAUUCUGACUGCCUUGACCUGAAGCGCUGGUACGAUGGCAAGACUGGCUACAUAGUCCUUUUGAAACUAACCAAGGGCAGGGUUAAAGAGGUUACUGACAACUACACCCAGAAUUUCACCCUUCCAUCAGCUGGCUUUGACUGCCACAUCUCAGAGCAGAUCGGUGCUGUGUCUUCAACUACUAGUUCUUUCUUGGCCUAUGAGCGGACACAGUACUACAUGUAUGAAAUUGCUGAUGGAAGUAGUGAAACAGAAACAAGUCCAAGACAUGCUUGUCCAUUUGCCAUUGUGGCAUUCUCAUAUGGGAAGACUACCACCACUUCAGAGUUGGAGGAAAAGAGCGAACAAAAAACAGUGUUUCAUUACAAACCAUGGAUUGGCCAAUUCAAGAUCGAAUCGGCUGUCUAUGAUGUUGGUCUUCAGUCUGUGAACGGAGCCUGGUUUCCAGCAAAACUCCCAAAAAUGGUUAAAAUUGACCAUGCAAUUGGUGUGUCUGAACUGAAGAGGACCUUGCCUCGCGAAAUCUUCGAAACUUGCAUUGUUGGUGAAGUUUGUAUAGAUGGCAGAUGUUUCAACUUGUACGAUGUUGUCUCUUCUGAGGCAAAAAAUGACCUUGCACAAAUUACCUUGGAGCUCAAGGAAAAAGACAUGGCUUUUGUUAUACCACUGGAUGAUUCUGGAUUCCUUAUACUUUUACAUUCUUCACACCUCUUUUCUUAUGAAGAUGCAAAGUCCGGUAAAGUAGCAGCACUUCAAGGCAUGUUUAUUUUCCCAGACACUAGAGCUGUACCAAGAGAUACCAAGUGUGGACUACAAAAGACUAAGGUGUCAACAGAUAUAACCCAAGUUAUACCAGCGCUCAACUAUGCUGAAACAGAAAUGGAAAAAUGUCCUCCAACCCAGCAGGGGGCCCCUCAUACUGUUUUGGAGAAACAUCUGCAAAAUUAUGCCACUCUUAUUCACCCAGGGUUAAUGGACAUUCCCACCAGGGAAGCCAGUAUGUUUCCUGACCAAUACGAUGUGCCUAGCGGUUUUACUCUGAUUGCCCCCAAAUGGUCACAAGAGACUGGAACUCAAUUAAAAUCCUAUUUUGAUGAGCCUUGUGGCUUUACAAUUCCAGUAGUAAGGGCAUUGGAGUUACUGGCAGCUGGUCGACAGCAGCGUUGUGAUGAUAACGAUGAUGAUGUCUACUAUUGUAUAUCAUCACCAGAGGAGGUGCCACAGACUCCUGCUGAUGCCCAUGUGGAAAUGGAGAAGGCCAUCAGUGAUGGUCAUAAUCCCUCAGAUGUGGUAGUUGAAAAAGUUGAGAAUCUUAAAAAUGCACAGAAGCAUUUGUCUCAACCUGAUUUGACAAAGGAGCUUGGAACCCUGGGAACAGCUGUAGUCCCAGCUGACACUGUGUUGGAGAACCCAGUUCUUACAGUGUCGCCCAAGUUGUGUGAUGUGCCUACAGAGCACUGUGUAAGUAUUCGUACUGAUGUUGAGAAAACAUCUCCAAUCAGUUCUGAAAGUUGUAAUGGAGUGGUUGUAGGUUUAACCUCCAAUGAGACUCCCAUCCAAAGUAGCAGCAGACUAUUAACUGUAUCAAUUGAAGAAGGUGGUACUGCUUCAAGUGGGGGAAUGCAGAAUCGUAUACAUCCUGAGAAUACAAAGGCUGAUUCUGAUAAGAAAGUAGAUGGGAGGUCUCUUCCGAGGCAUAGAGGUAAGAAGCCCAAAAGGCAUUGGAAAACCAAGCAGGUUAAAAAGGACAUUCUAAAAGAGCUUGCUUUACCAACUUCAAGUUUGACUCUCAUUUUACCAGUCAACUCCACAGAAGCAAUUUUUGAAGACCCUACAAAAGACAGGACUGACUCACACUCUUGGUCUGAGAAUGUUUCUGAUAGUAACCUCAAUCAGAGAAGUGGUAGGGGCAGGGGACGAAGGCAAAAGGGUGUGAAUCGAAUUCUGAGUGAAGCCACACAAGAGCAAGCCUCUUUUGAAACAGCCUUACCCACAAGUGUGUCAUCUGAAACUUUGCAUGACCAAGGAAUGGAAAAUGAGACACUGAGUCCUUCAAAAGGAGACUGGCGGUCUCUUCCAAGGCGUAAAAGAUUGUGGAAUAGUGAUGUCAGUCUGAAGCGUUCCUUGAGAUCAGAUGCUGUAAAGAAUAUUGAUAAUGAUUUAAAAAGUGGCAAGACUAGAGUAAACGCACAACUCAGUGCCACAGAAGUGAGUAUGUCUAGUGCUCCCAAGAGGAAGAUGGAAGGAUUUAGCAUGAGGGAACGAUAUGGUCUAAAGACCAUAAUCACAACAUGUGGCAGGGUAUUUGUACCGCACGGCUCAGAUGUUGCUUGUAAGGAUAUUGAAUAUUCAAGCAAUGUGCAAAAUGAUAGCAUAAAUGAAAAAACAUUUGUUGAGAUGAGCAUUGACACAAAUACACAAAUGAUUUCUCCCAUGGAGAACAAAUCCAAAGAAAUAGUGGAAAGUAAAGGAGCAUCUCCUUUGAUUCAAAAGGAUGAAUACCCCUUUAAAGAUCCAGCAGUCAAUGAAGGUGAAGAGAGGCCUUUAAAAAAUAAGCCAAGUGUUCAGCAAGUUUCACCAAUAACAACACUGGCCAAACAAAACAAACCUAGCCAAUCGGAAAUUGACAAAGACCAGCAUUUAUCUCCAAAACAAUCAGAGUCCAUGACUACUACAACGAAUGAGGCAUUGUUUCUCCAACACACUAACAAAAAUCAGUCCGUUUCUAUUCAAGCAGAUGAAACUAACAGGCCACCCACAGUUCCUGACCAGUCCAUGCACUCUAACCCAACAGUAUCCUCUCCUGAGAAAAUCAAAAAGAAAGCGAAACAUGUGUACAGUGCAAUAUGUAUAAGUAAAUUAAAAACUGUACUCAGAAGGGGAAAGAGGACUAAAUCGUCUUUCCCUGGUGACAAUGGGAUAUCUGAGCCAGAUAACACGGAGCCAGAAUCAAAAAAAGGAAAGCCUGGCUACAUCAUGGAUCUGAUGCUUGAUGAUAAUAAAAUGAAUAAAGAGUUAAAAGACAAAGGAUCAAAAUCCAUCAGUGUUGAGGGACAGCACACCUCAUUGUCAAAUGGAAGCCAUGAUCCAGUGACCGCUUUUGAGAUGAUUAAACAACCUGUGUCUUGGAGAGGUCUUAUUCACAAGGCCUCAAAGGAAAAUGGGUCCUUCAGUUUUAACACAUCAGCACCUUUUGAAAUGGUUAAACAAGCUGACCAGCAGCUCAUAUCAUCACUUAUUGGGGAAGGUGUGGGAAGGACAAGAAUUAGCUCUGAUGGCAAGGGCAGUACAGAGAAACUGACCAUGGGUACAACGCUGCCCUCAGAUGCUUUGAGUUUACUUGCUGACUUGGCUCUUGGUGCACGUAAUGAUAAAAUGUUAACAAACUUAAAAGCCAAGCCUAGCCAGGAGACUACUGCUGGAGUCAAGGGCACUGGCUCCACAGAGUCAGUCCUUCAUGCUCUACUUCGGUGUCCAUCCACCAGAUGUAAUUCACCCCCCAGGUCUCCUUUCCCAGAGGGUCUUGUAGUGACUGGGGAGUUGAUUUUGGAAAUAUCAAAAGAGCAUUCUUACUCACAGCCCACCUCUCUACUGUCAGGUUUGUCUGGUACAUGCCAACAUGUUUCCUCUCCAGCUGGAUCUGUAGAAUCUCCACUGUCCUUAAAGGCUGGUGGGCUGCAUAUGAACCUACCCAGAGACACUACAGCCUCUUUUUAUCAAGAGGAAGGAGGCAAAACUAAAUUGAAGCAUCAGAUUUCUCCAAAUGUGCCAGUACCAUCAACCCUCAAGACGAAAAAGAGGAGGUCCAAAAUAUUUAGCAACAGAUGCAUAAUCGAAAAGGAAGGAUCCAUUCAAGUGAUUAGAAUUUGGAGAGAAACAUACGAGUUUAAAUAUGACAGUAGAUUAACCAAUGACAAUUUAGACAAAACUGUCACACGAGCGCUUCAUGGCAAAUGGAACUUUGACAUUGAAGACACCUUUGAGGAGGUCCAUCUCAUUUUUCACAUGUGGAUUGGUCUUUACUAUAGUAAAUCCACCUCCAGGUUAUUUGAUCUUGACAAUAUUACUGCACUUCCAAAGGGGAAGAACACUGCAAAAGUUCAGCAGGAUAGAAAUCCCAUUCAAACUCUCGCGUCAUUGCCCAGUGUUGAGUUAAGAUCAAAAGAGGGCCCCACCCUGCCCUUGCGUCUAUCAUCAGACAUUUUGGAUCUUUCUGUGAAAAAUAGUGAGCCUGUGAAUCUCCACUCGGUCUCAAAACAAAGCAGUGAAGAUAAUAUUGCAACACAUUCUGGUGUGAUAUUGUGUCAUAAGCAUGAAACGGCACCAAGGCAUUUACCUUCUGGGACAAAAGUCACCUUCACCAUUCCAACAUUAACAGCAUUGAUGGAUUAUAGAUCUGCUGUGCACAUACCAGUAGAAAAUUCAGUUCCUGACAAAAAUGAUGACAUUGAUGAAGAAAAUGAUAUCAUCGCUGAUUGCUCAUUCUCUCAGCUCUUGGAAACAAACAGUGCAUACAAUCAGUUGUGUGAGCAAGCAUCAAAUAUGAACAUAGGUAUUCAACCACAUCUACAAUUAGCAAAGUUAAUAAAUGUUUCAAAAAAUCUACAACCCAUCCAAGUGACAACUUCAAAAGAAAUUGGUGUGUUCCAUCAAGUAAUUGGUCCCAUAAAACCUUCAGUAUUCUCAAAACGACAUGGUUUAGUUUUGGGUAGGAAAAGUUUUGAUCAAAGCAUUAAGAAGAAAACUGGGAAUGGAGUACCUGUAGUACUGCAGAAGGAGGCUGUGUUUGAGAAUGCAGAUGGUAAAGUGCUUUUGGAAGCAGAUAAAACCCAGGAUGGUUGCCCAGUGUCUGGGAUUGAUGGAAAUGUUGACAAGACCUUAUUUCAAUCUGGAGAUGUAGCACCUGUUUCGGUAGAGAAUGAGAAUGUUUCUGAAAUGGAAGACAGUAUAGAAGUUUCAGAUGAAGAUAGCCAGGAUGGGCGUCUGACAAUUGUGGAAGAUGAAAAUGAUAAGGAAAACACAUCCUCCCAAUGUUCUAGCAGAGAGAAGGCUAGUAUUGCAGAGGAUAAUGAUACUGCUAAUACAAAGGUGGAGCUUAAACCUUUGGUAGAUCUAAAAGAGCAUGCAAAUGCAUUUGAUCAUGAGGAGGGCCUGAGAGAUGUUUCAUCACAGGAGACUAGAGUUAAAGAGCAUAUUGAGACUAUUAAUGCAAAGGAAGAACAUGAUGUAAAAGAUCACACAAAUGUGGUUGAUGCAUCAUCCCUUGUCAUUGAAGGGAAUCACACCAAAGAGCCUGUGGAAGAGAGAGAUGAAAGUUGUACAAGUGAUGAUAUGAUUCAAAAGGAAAGUAAAUCAAAGGAAAGGACUAAAUUGGAUGGGAAUGAUUCUGAAUCUGAGAUAUCAACAACGAUGUUGGAAGAUGAAGUUGAGUUUUUUGGGGGUCUACAGGAUGAUACAAAUAAUGUUGAUAUGGAAGUAUGUGAUGAUGAUUCUGAUGACAAGUCACAGAUCGAAGUUUAUGAAAACGACUCCUCCAGCAUCACAUCAUUUUUGGCAGAGCCCAUCAUUUGUGCCUCCAUCAAUGAAGACCAUGAUUGCAGGAUGCAAAGGAGUGACAUGGCACCUAAGACCCCAGUGGUAUUUCAUGAGGAGGCAAAUCCUAGAGAUGAUGCCUAUGAAAAUACUGGCACUGUUUUAAGUUUAGGAGACAUGAGCUCAAUGGCAUCUCAGCCUGUGUCUGUUCAAGAGCAACAAAAUGCAGCUUCUAAUAAUGAUACUGUUGAAGUAAUUCAGAAUGGGAAUGAAAACAUGACCCUUGAGCAGAGUAUGGUGAUACAACAAAAGCCUUUUGACAUUUGUCAAGAUGAGCCAAAUACAACAAGUGAUAUUGAACCCAGCAAAUUAGAUAUAAGUCAAGAUGAAAGUAGCGAUUUAAACCAACAGGUUGUGACUGAAACAUUUGAUGAUGAUGACGAUACACUUGUUAAUGAGAAUGAGACACAAAGACAAAUGUCUCACUCUUGUGAAGGCAAAACUCAAGUGACCAGGAUGCACCAAAAAGGCAUGUCUCCUAAGGUGUGUGCAUCGCCCCACAAUAGCACUACUAUCUCUUGUAAUGAAAUGGUUGCUCGAAACGCUUUGACAAUGGAGAAAACCUCAGAAGUUGAGGUAAACAGCAUCUGCUCUACUCCCACUCAGGAUGAAUUUCCAUAUGAUCCAGAAGUAAUUGAAGGUGUCAGGGAAGUAUCUAAUUUGAAAGAGAAUUUGAAUAGAGACCUGUAUUAUUCUUACAACACUGAUCCUGAUGCCACAAUGUUGUCACCAAAAAGUCCAGUGAGCCCUCAUACAAAUGUCUGUUUCAAAAUGCCAUUCUCUGACAUUAAAGAACAUUGUGAAGAAACUCACCCUGAAGAGCCAGAGUGGAAUAGCAGCAAAUACUGUGGCACAAUUAAUUUUGCAGUUGAAGAUAACACUACUUCCCAACAAAAAGACGAGGAGUACAAUAACUUCUUAGAUGGUGCACCUCAAAACGAUACUGAACUUAUAUACAGAGACUGUGAUGAAGAUGAUUUGCAUGGAUAUUACCAAGAAUGUCCAUCUGAUCAAGGGUUACCAUGGCCUGAUUGCAAAACAGAUAGGCUGGAUAGCUACCACACUUAUCAAUGUGAUAAAGAGUUUAACAGUGACAGUAAUCCACACAUUGGUUUCAUGUACAGUACUUCUGAGCUUAGAGAGGAUUCCUACAGACCAAAAAAGCUUACUGAGAAAGAGAAGGAUAACUUUUUGUGGGCUAAAAAGAAUUACAAAUUAGACGAAACUCCAAAAAAGAGGUAUAGAAAAAGCAAAUUCACUGGUGCUUUCUCUCAAAAUACUGAGUGGGAUGAAGAAGAAGCUUCCGGAAGUAUUCCAGACUUUAGCAACAGAAAAACAUGCUUUGAGACAUAUCGAACAAAGUCAGCUAUGUCAGUCACAGUUAAAAACCUUCCACAUGAUAGGGGAAGCAAUGAGCGAUUUGAUUGGCAUAGGUAUUUCAGAAGGGAGGUGGCUUCCAGACAACUAUUUGAUUUGAGUGAGGGGAAUAAUAAAUUUGACAUUCCACCCUCAUCAAUUGUCACCAUUCUUGACAAGAAAGGAAACCGUGUUACUUUCAAUAACUCUGCCACUGUAAAACCAUCAGGAACAAGUAGUAUGAACUCAGGACUUAAAAACUCGCUUAAUCAUUGGCAAGAUCAACAAAGUAAGGCUGAUGUGACCCGGUCCGCAGUGGAUCUCGAGUAUCUUAUCUUCUCUGAAAAACUCAAUCAGAUUCUCAAAGAAAAUAAGAGUUCUCUCGGUACCAAAUCACACUGUAGGUCAAAUACUGAUCACACAAAAUUUCCUAUGACUAUUCGGUUUUCAAAUCUUGAUGAACUUGAGAGCACCUCUGAACUUGGUAAACCACAACCAUCACUUUCUGAGAUGAAGAUAAUGGUGGAAAUGCCAGACAGGAAAAUAAGGGAGACUGCCAGAAACAGCAAACCCUUGAAUCUCCAAAGACUUUUCUAUGAAAAAGGCAGCGAGGUUGAGUGCUUCAGGAUCUCAGAAAUGACUGAGCAGUGUGCAGUUUCAUACAAGUCCAUGAUGAAUGAUGUCUGUUCUGGCAAGACUCUUCGGCGCCAAACUGAAGCAAUCAAAAAGAAGAGUGAUCAAGAGGGUGUCAACCAAAAGCCUGGAUUCUGUGGACGUAUCAAGAAAGACAUGUCCGACAACCUUCACAACAAUCUCAAUUCUAUUGUGAGGCAAGCGUGCAACAUUAAAUAUAGGUUCUAUAUCCUUGCCACAUCCAAAGAUCCCUUCUUUGAAGAAACCAAGAACCUUUUGGAGAUUGAGGGCCACAUACAUGUAGAGCCAGAUGAGUUUGACCUUGAUGGGAAUAGUCAAUCCCCUCUUCUCAUUGUACUAAGGAAUGAGGAUAUUGCAGAGCAUGUAUGUGAGGUGCCUUAUUUGCUGGAGUUGAAAAAGUCAUCCAAUGUCCUGUUUGCUGGCAUUGACAGACCUGAUGAUGUGGUGAACCUCACUCACCAAGAGCUUUUUGCUAAGGGAGGCUUCAUAGUUUGUGAUGAAAUGGCCCUUGACACACUUAGUCUAGGCAACAUGAAGAAGGUUGUGACAAUUCUGGAGGAAUUGGAGAAGAAAGGAAAAUGGAAAUGGUUUCUGCACUAUAGGGACAGCCGCAAGCUUCGAGAAAGUGCAAGGUCCAGUCCGGAGUCAAGGAAGAAGCAGCACUUUAUAGAUUGCUGUCAGGAAGCUGGCAUAGUCGAGGUAUUGCCCUAUCAUGACUGUGAUGUCAUAUCACGGGAAAAACCAGACUACCUCUUCUGUAUAACUCGUCUCCAGAUCCAGAAUGCUUCUGUUCGGUUUCCUGUGUUUAUAACAGACACACCAAAUUAUUCUUUUGGAAAAAAUGGCAUUUUAACCAUGAACAUUUAUACAUUCUCACGGAUACUCUCAACUGACACUUGUUCUGUCUCAUAAAGUUGUAUUUUUGUUAACAAAUUACUUACAGUUGGUAAGCACACCUUUGUUUGUAGUAAUAAUUUAUUGUUUCGUGUAAAUGUUAAAAUCAAUAUCUUUGUUACUUCAUGAAAUUUCUUCUAAACAAUGUAUAAGCUUUUGAGUGAGAGCUAACAUCAUUCUUAAACUGUUUUUGAAAGCCUGAAAAAAUGUACAUAUAUAGGUCAUGAAAAUAUUUUAGUAAGUUUUAAGCUGGUUUCAUGUUUUUAUAGAUCACAAAAACUCUAAUAAAUGAACUGAUUUAUUAUGGAUGUUUAUUUUUCAGUAUUAAUUAUUUGUAUAAUAUAUUAUACUUGAUGCAUUCAAUGUUAUUUAAUUUGUUGUGGAUAUAACAAUUUGUAUGUUUUAAGUGUAAGCUUAGAAAAAGUAAUCAAACAAAUAUGCAAGUAAAAUCUAACAUAAGAGCUACAAACACCUGAUUGAAUCUUUGUUUGAGCCAAGAUGAUAUUGUUGAAACAUCAGGAAACCUAGAUUCAUCUUUAUUCAAACCCUUUUAAAUUAAAAUGCUGGGCUUUGUUGGUCUGGAAUCAAAGCCUAAAUUUAUUAAAAUCUUAAAAACUUUAGUAUUACCUGAAGGAAAAGGAUGGAACUGAGUAUAACAAUGAAGGUAAGAUACUACAGAUUAUGGUUUGUAUAUUGUAAAUCUUAUUUUUACUGCAAAUUGGUGUGGUCCUUUUCAAUCCAAGAUUUUUCAGAUUUAAUACAAUAAUCAAUAUUAAUACUUACAAUAGAUUAACAGAAACAAUAUAGUUUACACUAUAUUGCAAAUGUAUAUGUGGACUCCUGAACACCACACUGAUAUGUUCUUGUAGUGCAUUUCAUUUCAAAACCAUUGGCAUUUACUGGGAGCCACUCUUCUGGAAUGGCUUUCCAUUAGAUGUUGAAACAUGGCUGAGGGGAUCCCAUUCAGGCACAAAAGCAACAGUAAGGACAGGCACUGGGGCCUGGCUCACCGUCGAUGUGCCAAUUCAUCUCAAAGGGGUUCAGGUCUGGGCUUUCUGCAAGCCAGUUAAGUUCUACACCAGACUAAAUAAAUCAUCUCUUUAUAAACCUGGGCAUUGUAAUGCUGAAGCAGAGAAGGCCCCUCCCCCUUCUCUAGAACUUUGUUGUAGCAUUAAGAUUUUAUCUCAGUUUAAUUGUGGGGCCUAUGCAAACAUGUUAAUUAGAAGGGGUAGGUCUGGCCAUGUAGUUAUGUAAUGUUAUGACACAUAUUGGUGUCAGGUAAUCGUAGCUGUGCCAAAGGCAAAGCAUUAAUAAAACAAGUACAAUCUUGCCCAAUUUAAUAGAUAACCAGACUACUGUAUCUGCAGAAGAACAGGUUUAUUAUGACUGGUUUUGUACUGGCACAGGUACUUGCCUACAGAGUACAUUUACAUAAGAACAGUCAUACAAAUUAACAAUUUGUUGGCUAUGUUAUAUGUAUUUGUUUUUUUUUUUUGCUACUAAUUCCACAU
Molecule: messenger RNA, 10877 nt
Organism: Xyrauchen texanus (razorback sucker)
Lineage: Eukaryota; Metazoa; Chordata; Actinopteri; Cypriniformes; Catostomidae
Gene: tasor2
Product: transcription activation suppressor family member 2
Exons: 22
Coding region: 505-9384 (2959 amino acids)
Biological process (GO): negative regulation of gene expression, epigenetic
Cellular component (GO): nucleoplasm
Source: RefSeq, a predicted model, not a curated record